AUGGUCAAACGCAAGCGGAACUUGACCGAAGAUCCGGAAACCUUACCGGCCUCAAAUGGCUCCGACUCGAAGGAGCCAGCCGUGCUUGAUGUUUUGCCGGGGAUCACCCGAAAGAUCACAGCAUGCGGUGCAUGUAGGAAACAGAAGAUAAAAUGUGAUAUGACCAAUGGCGCACCCUGCAAAAGAUGUCGUACUCGUGGUCUCUCUUGUGUCCUCAAUAAAAGUCUGCAGUCGCUGGUUGAGGAAGUCAAGAAUACCGAGGUUCUACAAUGUGAUAUAUCGGGACUCCAUCAAUCCUUAGACAACAUCUGUCAGCACCUCAAUCUGCCCCGACCAAAGGCUCUGCUAUCGUCAUCGACUGGGGAUGUGAUCACUAUAGGUGAGACGAGGAAUGAAAAUGAUGAUCCAGAGCGAGGUGAUGAGGAUUGGGAUGGUUGUGAAAUAUCUCCGCCCGAUACUCCGUCUGCUGUUCACGCCCCGAUCGACACGUAUCUCGAUAUUGCCAGGCUAGGGAGCCCAGGGUCUUCUGAGAACACUCCACCAAGUACAACGCGACACAAGCAACAUUCUUCCCCACAAGAUCUUGUCAGCAAAGGGAUCAUCACUGCCGCAAUCGCAGAUAUUUUGGUGGAGCGAUACUUUGCACGGCUGGAUCCAUAUCUAUAUGGGAUAGGCAGUGGAUAUCAAAGUUCGCAGCAGAUCCGUGACAGCUCUCCAAUUUUGUUUGCUGCUAUCUGCACAGUAUCAGCACUACAGGAUCCUCAAGGGCAGCGCAUUUACGAGGUAUGCAAUCGCGAACUCCGCCGUCUGGCGUCGCGGUCACUAUUUGAAAAGCACGAUAUCGAACAUAUUCGUGCAUUAUGCAUAAGUUCAUUCUGGCUGUCAGAUGCGUCGCGGAUUCUAUCUAGUGAUGCUAUUCGUCGCGCAGCGGAUAUGCGCCUGCAUCGCAGCUUUGAUCAUCUUUCAGUUCCAAUAGAUCAUCGCUUGAUGGCUAAUAAUAAUGGGCCAUUUCAGUCCAUGCACGAUACUGCAGCACUACAAGACCGCGUAAGGCUUUGGUAUCUCACAUUCAUAUCUGAUCAACACCUUUCUAUUCUUCACAACCGAGACCCGCUACUCCGCAGCGACAAAGAAAUUGCACUGAACGCAGAUAUCUUUCUUUCUCGAGAGAACACAACAGACUGUGAUGUGCGGAUAAUAUCUCAAGUCUCCUUACUAGUAAUCAUGAGUCAAGUCCGAGACCUCCUAGGAUCAGAUCAAGAAACCCGAGUGCCACAGUCAUUGUCAAACCAAAUCAUUCACUAUUCACGACAACUUGACCGAUGGUUCACAAAGUUCUCUGCACUCUUCAAGCCGGAUCCCCGUAUCGGUGAUUUUCCCAAACGCGGUUUACAGAUGCAUUACCAUUUUGGGAAGCUUUAUCUCGGACAUCAGGUAUUCAAAGGCUUAAACGGCGAGACUAUCCCACCAUAUUUCUUAACAGCAGCUAGUAUGGCUCAUGAAGCUGCCGUUGCAAUAUUCGAAAUGAUUCUGCACGAAGAUCUUCAACAGAAUCUCGUUGGAAUGCCACAUUAUUUCCACAUUAUGAUUGCGUUUGCGGGUCAUUUUUUGCUCGAGGUAUCUCAAGAUUACUAUUCGCAGUUGUCUUUCGCGCCUGAUCAGAACUUCGAGUUGAUCCAGAAAGUGCUUGAGUUAUUCCAGGAUAUACCUGCUGUUCAGCAGCAUCCGAUUUGCAGAAUGACCCCCGGCUUGACGAGGAAAUUACGAGAGUGUAUCAGUGUGUUGCAAAGGGAUGGGCAUUUACUUUCCUCAAUUGGAGAUGGAGCGGGCUCAAUGAACUAUACUCAAGACGCUGCUGAUAUGCCGCCACCGAGCUCAUUCCCCUUUUCUGGCGAAUCACUGGUGGCUCCUGUAGAUGACUUUUUGUUGGCGGACUUUGGCGAGUUCACGUUUCCGGGAAUGAUGUCUAAUGAUAUUUGA
Penicillium nucicola is the source of this 1980-nucleotide messenger RNA. Its product is annotated as Zn(II)2Cys6 transcription factor. Gene Ontology annotation, cellular component: nucleus. Gene Ontology annotation, molecular function: zinc ion binding; DNA-binding transcription factor activity, RNA polymerase II-specific; transcription cis-regulatory region binding. The coding region runs from base 1 to 1980 and encodes 659 amino acids. The record is from RefSeq and is a predicted model, not a curated record. NCBI's taxonomy places the organism in Eukaryota, Fungi, Ascomycota, Eurotiomycetes, Eurotiales, Aspergillaceae. The transcript is spliced from 3 exons. Gene Ontology annotation, biological process: regulation of DNA-templated transcription.